CAGGAAAAUUAUGAGCGAAUGAAAGCACUAGUAAGAGAGCUCCAGGAACAAGCAGAAAAAAUCAAAUUAGGAGGUGGAGAAAAGGCCCGUAAGCUUCACACAUCAAGAGGAAAGCUGUUACCCAGAGAGAGAAUUGACAGGCUUAUUGAUCCAGGGUCUCCAUUCUUGGAGUUCUCCCAGUUUGCAGGUUACCAGUUGUAUGGUAAGGAAGAGGUACCAGCAGGAGGCAUUAUCACAGGCAUUGGACGAGUGUCUGGGUUGGAGUGCUUGAUUGUUGCUAAUGAUGCAACUGUCAAGGGAGGUACCUAUUAUCCCAUCACUGUUAAGAAACAUUUACGUGCUCAAGAAAUUGCAAUGCAAAAUCACCUACCAUGUCUGUAUUUGGUUGAUUCUGGAGGAGCCAAUUUACCUCGGCAAGCAGAAGUAUUUCCAGAUCGAGAUCAUUUUGGUCGUAUUUUUUAUAACCAAGCAGUCAUGUCCUCGCAAGGAAUUCCACAGAUAGCAGUAGUAAUGGGAUCCUGCACGGCAGGAGGAGCAUACGUACCUGCAAUGGCAGAUGAAAGUAUUAUUGUUGGCAAACAGGGAACAAUAUUCUUGGGAGGACCACCACUGGUUAAAGCAGCAACGGGUGAGGAGGUAUCAGCAGAGGAUCUUGGAGGGGCUGAUCUUCACUGCAGAAAAUCUGGUGUAACAGAUCAUUAUGCUUUGGAUGACAGUCAUGCACUUCACCUAGCUAGGAAAGCUAUAAGAAGUUUAAAUCGACAAAAGAAAGUAGAUGUGACCAUAGAACCCUCAGAAGAGCCUUUAUUUCCUGCUGAUGAAAUAUAUGGAAUAGUUGGUGACCAACUAAAAAGAAACUUUGAUGUCAAAGAGGUCAUUGCGAGAAUUGUGGAUGGAAGUAAAUUUGAUGAAUUCAAAGCCUUAUAUGGGGAUACUUUAAUCACAGGAUUCGCAAGAAUAUUUGGUUAUCCAGUGGGAAUUAUUGGAAACAAUGGAGUUCUCUUCUCAGAGUCAGCAAAAAAGGGCACACAUUUUAUCCAGUUGUGUUGUCAAAGAAAUAUUCCUCUCGUGUUUUUGCAAAAUAUUACAGGUUUCAUGGUUGGUAGGGAAUAUGAAGCUGGAGGGAUAGCAAAAGAUGGUGCCAAGAUGGUAACUGCUGUAGCGUGUGCCAAUGUACCCAAAAUAACAGUAAUUAUUGGUGGAUCCUAUGGUGCUGGAAACUAUGGGAUGUGUGGAAGGGCAUAUAGUCCAAGAUUUCUUUAUAUGUGGCCAAAUGCUCGCAUAUCUGUGAUGGGAGGGGAACAAGCUGCAACUGUUCUAGCUACGAUAGCUAAGGACCAGAAAGCAAGAGAAGGAAAACAGUUAUCUGAGGCAGAUGAAGCAGCUUUGAAGGAGCCGAUCAUUAGGAGGUUUGAGGAGGAAGGAAACCCUUAUUAUUCCAGUGCAAGAUUGUGGGAUGAUGGGAUUAUUGAUCCGGCUGACACAAGACUGGUUUUGGGCCUCAGUCUCAGCGCAGCGCUUAAUGCACCUACUAAGAAGACAGAAUUUGGGAUUUUCAGGAUGUAAUACAAAUGUCACCAUUACCUGUGUAUAUUUUAACUGGGCCUGGAGAGCAAAUUCUCUGCAGCAUUGAGGUGUUUUAAACUGAUGAAAAAAAUAAAAAUUUAUAUCGUACCCUUUCAUAUGGAAGUGUCCUAAUUAUAUGUGUUCACUGAGUAAUCCUCACACUGCACUAUAGUGUUUUAACACUGAUUUCAGG
Molecule: messenger RNA, 1759 nt
Organism: Tinamus guttatus (white-throated tinamou)
Lineage: Eukaryota; Metazoa; Chordata; Aves; Tinamiformes; Tinamidae
Source: RefSeq, a predicted model, not a curated record